AUGAAUUCUUUUCGUAAAAGUCACACUAAUAACAUCAGUAGACGAGAGUCUUUAGAAACUAUGCAUACUGUAUUUAAUACAGAUUUGCUGAAUUUAUAAUUUGUGAAUCAGAAAAAAGAGGUAGACAUAUACUUAUAAUUAGAUCAUAAAUGAAUAUGUUAUUUAAAGAAAGACUGAAUUAUUGGAGGAAAUGAAAUAAGAAGAAACUUAUUAAGAAAAUGACAGAAAAACUGAAACUUAAUAGUUAAAAGCAUUAUUGGCAAAUAUCAAAUAUCAAAAUGAUCUGAUGAAAUUAAAUUUAAAAUAAUACGAUUAAGUAGAUAUUGAAUAAAAGAAAUUCUCAACAAUCUCUCAAAAUGAGUUGAAUGAAAUUAAUAAUAAAAUAGAUGCUGAAUAAGAAUAGAAUUAAGCAUUAUAGCAAUAAAUCCAAUUAAUAGGUCAUUCAUUAAGGUAAAAUUAAAAACAUAACAAUGCUCUUUUUGAUGAAUUACAAUUAUUUAUACAAAAAUAACCACAUAUUUAAUUAAAAUAGUUUUAAAAUUAGUAGGCUUUUGAUGCAGCAAAAAAGUAAAAUAAAAAGAUAAAGAAGGCUCUAGAGGAGGAAAAAGAAUGGUAAAUUUAAUACUUAUAUGAUAAUACUUUAAAUUAUGAAUAGAAAAACUAAAUUGUCAAGUAAUUUAUAAUUAAAAUUUAUUAGAGAAAAUUUAGAAAGUUUAUGUUAAUAAGAAGAAAGAUUAAAAUUCCUAUAAGAAUAAUUAAUAUUAACUGAUAUAUAAAUUUAGGAUAUAAACUUAGAAAUAUCUACUAAGUUCAAUAAGAUAGAAGAAUGUGCAGAAUUUUUAGAUGAAUUAGAUGAUUUUGAUAAAAUGAUAUUAAUUUUUGUAAUGGAAGAUCCUUAAGAUUUUGAAUUACCAGAAAUUUUGGAAAAUGCAAGAAAUUAAUUAUAAAAACCAAAGAAUAGAAUGCAAAUAGCAGAUAGUGAAUAAGAAUAUAUUGAUAGAGCUAGAUUUAGUAGUGUAAGUUCAAGAAUGAAGAUCUUUUUUAAAUUUCAUAAUAAUAAUUUAUAAAAAUCAAUAGAUAAUUUGAUUCAAGUAUAUCGUAGAUUAUAAUUUAAUGAAAUGACUUUAAAAAAUAGGUAUGAAGAUUUAUUAGAUUAAAAAGCAAAAUUGAAAUAAAAUUUAGAAGAUUUAAAUUAUUUAGAAUUUUAUGCUAUAGAUGACAUAUUGUUUGAAAGAGAUGAUGAACAUAUGAAUAUAGAAGAAUUGAAUGUAGAAGCAGCAUUAGUUUCUAAAAAUUAAUAAAUUCGAUUAGUUUAGAAUAAUGCUUAAUUUGUAAUGAGAAUGUACAGUAUGCUAACAAAUGUAUUAUUUAGAAUAAUUAAUUCAUUCUUAAACAUUAAAGAAGUAUUGAAAACUUGUCCUUCAGAAUUAUUUGAUUAAGAGUAUGAAUUUAUUAAUUGUUAGUUUUUAUUUAAAAUGGACAUAUAAUAAAUUAUAUUCAAAAUUAACUACUAUUCAUGAUUAAUUAGAAAAACAAUUUAAAAUUAAAAUAGUUGUUAAAGAUCCUGUAAUUCGUAAUUCGAAUCAAUUAUUAAAUGCUAUAUAUGAUCAUCUCGAAGAUCGUCCAAUUAAAAGAAAAACAUUCGUUCCCAUUGCUCAAAAAUAAGGAAUUCAAGAGAUAUUAGGUUUUGUAUUAAAUAUAGAAGAAAUAAAAUAAGUUUCUGAUGCAAUUAUUUAAGACCCAAUUAUGGCUCAAUUCUUUUCUAUUAAUGAUUUAUAAAAUAUUGUAUCAUAACUUGAUAAUUACAAUUUAGAUAGUUUGUUGUAAAAGAUAAAAACUGAUGGAUAUUAAAUAGCAUUAACAACAGCAAGGGUGUAAUUAAAAUUCCUAUUAAAUUUUAUAGAAGAGGCUAUCUUUGAUUGUAAGAAUAUUUAAGAGUAACAAAGUUCUGCUAAACUCCUAUAACAAAAGUAUAAAUUAAAAGAUUUAAUGGAAAAGCAUAUGAAUAGUUAUGAAUUUAAACCAAAAGAAUGGAAAAAGGAAGUAAUUGAAAAUAAAAUAAAAUAAUUAAAACCUUUAAAUGGAUAACCUUUCGAAGAAUAACCAACCCCUAUAACUGAAAUGAGAACAUAAUAAUAAUUAUCAACUUAAACCCCAACUCCAAAAUCACAACCUAUAAAAUUUAACAAAACAGAAUAAUCACCAAAUUAAAUAAAAAGAUUCAUCUUUACUAUAGAUUCUUAAAUACCACACUGUUCUUAAUCUUAAGCUAAUCAAAAGUAAUCUGAUCCUAUAUUUAUUCAUUUACAUCAAAUUAAUAGAAAGAUAAAGAAUUUGAAUCGAUCUUCAACUCUAUAAAAAUCAAAUCCUCCACAUCAAUUCGAUGUGAUAUUUAGUAAGAAGAGUGUAGAACUAUCUCGUGAUUCAAUUACAAAUUUACAAUUAAAAUCAACACCUGUUUAUUAGAAUAAUGUAAUAUUAAGAACAAGUUCAAAAUGUCCAAAAUUGUUAAAUAAUACUAAUAAUAAUAGUACUAAUUUAAUUUCGACAAGAUCUAAAUGUAAUACAAAGGUUUCGAACGACCAGAAAUUAGAAUUACCUUUAUCAAUUUGUAAAUCAUAAUUAUCAUCAACAUAUGGAAAUGCAAAUAAAAAAUUAUCAGAUUUCUUUCAUAUGACAAGCUUUAGAAAAAAAUGA
Paramecium pentaurelia is the source of this 2697-nucleotide messenger RNA. The record is from the annotation of a GenBank genome assembly. NCBI's taxonomy places the organism in Eukaryota, Ciliophora, Oligohymenophorea, Peniculida, Parameciidae.